Molecule: messenger RNA, 465 nt
Organism: Phytophthora sojae
Lineage: Eukaryota; Oomycota; Peronosporomycetes; Peronosporales; Peronosporaceae
Exons: 1
Source: RefSeq, a predicted model, not a curated record
GGUUGGCUUCAUAGCACUUUGGUGACCGGUACAUUGUGCUACGGUGUCGAUGGCGCAUUGGUGUGGGGGCGCCAUAAUUGCCUGAGUACAUGGAAUGGUGGCGAAACAAGCCGUCAACUACAAGAAAAACUCGCCGACCUUUACUUUACUGUGCCUGGAAUCGGUGUUGCCGCCGACUCCGCUUUUCCAGUGGCUCGCGAGGCAAUCGUCAAGAUAGUCGCUCCGCUAAAGGACGGGGAUGUCGACCAAGCUUCGGCGGGUUGCCGUUUAGAAAUGAUCGCUUUGCACAACGCAAUAACAUCUCUGCGUCAAGCAGCUGAGUGGGGGAUGGGAUCAGCUUCUAAGUGUUACAGUCGGCUACUUCUACCUCUACCGUAUAAUGCCAACAAACGACAUGUGCGCCUGGAUAAUAUCUACAGGCUGUACAACUUUCGCGUGCGUCGCAUCAGAUUAGAUCGGUCUUAA